CGUAUGGUUGAGCAUAGAGAAUAUAAAUAUAAUAUUUGCCGCGGAUAAAGCAUAUAUAAAAAGAGAAACCACACUUUUCUGAAGGGGAACUCUCUCCGGCGAAGCCCCUGAAGUUCCUCAACAGUUCUCGCCGUGACUCUCUUCCUCAAUGCAAUGGUUUGAUUAGAGGGAUGAUGAAGUUUGCUGGAUAUUCUCUGACAGCUCCAUUUACUCCUAUUUAUCCAAAUAUCCUUAAAAACUAUAGCAGAUUGCCGUCUGAUUUAAUUAAGAGGAAUUGGACCAAAUCAAGUAGCGUGUCUGUCCAUACCCAAAAAGAUCAAGUACUUGCAAAUGCUGUGAUGGUUGCCGAGCACUAUCUUCCUCCUUGGUUUAGUGUUGCUCCAAUGAUGGACUGGACAGAUAAUCAUUACAGGACUCUUGCUCGGCUUAUAUCAAAACACGCAUGGCUCUAUACAGAGAUGCUUGCAGCUGAAACAAUAGUUUAUCAGAAGGAUAAUCUGGACAGAUUCUUGGCAUUUUCUCCAGAACAACAUCCUAUAGUGCUUCAAAUUGGUGGCAAUAAUUUGGAAAACCUGGCAAAAGCAACCAAACUUGCUAAUGCGUACCACUAUGAUGAAAUCAAUUUCAAUUGCGGAUGUCCUAGCCCAAAAGUAGCUGGACAUGGAUGCUUUGGUGUUCGUCUUAUGCUUGAUCCAAAGUUUGUUGGUGAGGCCAUGUCAGUAAUUGCUGCCAAUACAGAUGUUCCUGUCAGUGUUAAAUGUCGAAUUGGUGUCGAUGAUCACGAUUCAUACAAUGAGCUCUGUGAUUUUAUUUACAAGGUUUCUUCUCUAUCACCAACUAGGCAUUUCAUAAUACACUCGAGGAAAGCACUGCUUAAUGGCAUUAGCCCAGCUGAAAAUCGAAGUAUUCCUCCCUUAAAAUAUGAGUACUUUUAUGGUCUCUUGCGUGACUUUCCAGACUUAAGAUUGACAAUCAAUGGGGGCAUAAAUUGCGUUGAUGAGGUCAAUGCAGCUCUAAGGUCAGGAGCUCAUGGUGUAAUGGUUGGACGUGCUGCGUACCAUAACCCUUGGCAUACUUUGGGACAUGUUGAUUCUGCAAUUUAUGGUGCACCAAAGAGUGGUCUUACACGUCGUCAGGUUCUAGAAAAGUAUCAAGUAUAUGGGGAUUCGGUUUUGAGAAAAUAUGGACAAAAACCAGGUAUUCGGGAUGUGGUGAAGCCUUUACUUCAUCUUUUUUACUCGGAGCCUGGAAAUGGUCUGUGGAAGCGCAAAGCUGACGCUGCUUUUCAACAUUGCACGACGAUUAAAUCAUUUUUUGAGGAAACCCUUGGGGCAAUUCCCGACACUGUCUUGGAUUCACCUGUCAUGGAGCCACCAUCUGGUCGUGAUGAUCUAUUUGCAAAUAUAAACAGUUUGCUACCCCCUCCAUGCGAAACGAAAGAAGAGGAGGUACUCUAUGCUUAAUUUGUAUACCUAAUUGGAAUUCAUUACUGCCUCAAAUUGUGAGCAAUUUUUUGGAACUCGAGCUGAUUAGUCUCGUGUAACAAUAUGUAUCAAAAUUCUGUUAUCUAUCAGCAUAUUUGAAUGACUAUUUUUUUCCCAGCA
Messenger RNA from Alnus glutinosa, 1604 nucleotides. RefSeq lists its product as uncharacterized. Gene Ontology annotation, molecular function: tRNA dihydrouridine synthase activity; flavin adenine dinucleotide binding. Lineage: Eukaryota; Viridiplantae; Streptophyta; Magnoliopsida; Fagales; Betulaceae. Bases 171 to 1463 code for a protein of 430 amino acids. The record is from RefSeq and is a predicted model, not a curated record. Gene Ontology annotation, biological process: tRNA dihydrouridine synthesis. The transcript has 13 exons.